This is a messenger RNA of Vicia villosa (hairy vetch), 1367 nucleotides long. RefSeq lists its product as uncharacterized. The transcript is spliced from 7 exons. Lineage: Eukaryota; Viridiplantae; Streptophyta; Magnoliopsida; Fabales; Fabaceae. The record is from RefSeq and is a predicted model, not a curated record. Bases 144 to 977 code for a protein of 277 amino acids.
UUCAUUGCCAAAAUUGUCUUUUUGUAUAAUAUAUAAAAAUAGUUCCUAUAUUUUGGAAUAAUAAUAAUAAUAAUUUUUGAAAAAGAAAUCCUAUAUAAUUGAAGCAGAGAGAACAACACAAGUGGCACUCUGUCAUCCAGAAAAUGCUUCGCGUCACCUCUCCUAUGGAAACAAUUGGUUUGGUCACUCCGGCGACAACUGCAGUCAGUAUGGAAUCAAGGUGGUCGUGUAGCUUCAAAUUAACAUCAACAACAACAACAACCACUGCUUUUGUAAACCACACUUUUCCUUUGUCUGUUUCUGUAAAUAAUAAGACAAGAAUGAGCUGCAGUUGCAGAGGGAGAGAUGAUGAUCCUCUGUCCACUUUCUCUGCUUACGGUGUCUUGGGAGUCCAACCCAACUGCUCCGCCGCUGAAAUUAAAGCCGCUUUUCGAGCCAAAGUGAAGCAGUUUCACCCAGACCUCAACAGAGAUGAAAAUGAAACAUCGGAUGUUAUGAUUCGCCGUGUAAUUCAAGCAUACCAGAUACUAUCCAACUACACACCAUCACAAAUUAUUGAAACGGAGUGCUUAGAUCCCUUUGAUAGACCAGAGUGUGAAGCUUUUGAUCUUUUUGUUAAUGAGCUUCUUUGUGUCGGAAAAGCUUGUUCAAAUCCCUGUGUUGAAAGAGCAUCUCAUGCUUUCACAUUUGUCCCUUCUACUGGAACAGCACGUGCGUUUUCUCAAGAUCAAGGGGAAGAUUAUCAAGUUCAGUGUGCUGUUGGACAAUGUCCUAGAAGUUGCAUUCAUUAUGUAACCCCAUCACAGAGAAUUCUUUUGGAGGAAUUACUUCACAGUAUACUGGAUGUACCCUAUGAUACAUCUGCUGAGGCAGAAUUGCUCUAUUCACUUAUAACCAAAGCGAAGUUUGAGAAUAACCGAUACCAAAAGCCAAAGAAGAAAUCCAAAUUUUCAACCCAGCAUGUUGAUUGGUUUUAAAUUUUAAUGUCCCCGUGUAUUCACUCCCCAACCUAUAGAUACAACUCAGAUUGAUGACACAAUCAUGGUUCUCAAUGCUACCAGUAAAAAAGUUAUCAGCUGCUUUUACUUAUACUUAUUAUAGAUAGCACUGAGAUUGGACAAUUUUUGUUUCAUUUUGUCUUGUCUCUUAUUUUAAGGUUUUGCUACGGAUGGCUUGGAAGUGGUGGGGGGUGAGUUCUUGCAGUGGAUGAAUCAAGGGUCCAGAUUCACCAUCUAUGUGAAUGCUUGCUACUGCAGGCAAUCCAAAUCUCGCAAUAUACCAAUUUUCUGUGUAAAUGAUGAAAAACUACAAGUGUGUAUACGAUUUCUAAUUUUAUUGGAACUUAGUGUUGAAGGCUUGAAGCUCAA